Molecule: messenger RNA, 987 nt
Organism: Hyalella azteca
Lineage: Eukaryota; Metazoa; Arthropoda; Malacostraca; Amphipoda; Hyalellidae
Product: calcium-activated chloride channel regulator 3A-1-like
Exons: 5
Source: RefSeq, a predicted model, not a curated record
UCCUUCGCGAUGUACAAAGCCACAGACGGCAUGGCUGGCCUGGGGUCCGUAACAGUCCAACUGCCUCCUGAAUGGGCAAUCCGGUCCUGCAUCCCUCCUUCCCCGACACCUGGGGAAGAACCUCCUAUAACCACUCAGGACCCACAAAUAAUUGUUGACAGUCCGCACGCUGUUUUCGGGGACACUCCUUGGACACAACAGAGUGGUGGAUGUGGGCAACAAGGGAACUUCAUUCAGCUUGGUGUGAAUUUUCUAAAGUCCGCUAAUGUGUCGGAAUCUUCCGGCGAACGCGCCGGUCGGAUUUUGCUCGCUGAGUGGGCCAAGUUUCGGUGGGGCGUGUUUUCUGAGUCAGGACAUCAAAGAGACCCGUUAUAUCCUCCAUGGUACAGCUCACAUCCUCCAUCCUGGGAACCCAACGUAUGCAGCGACGUCGUAUCCCUGGCUCACACACCAGCGUGUCCUCCGCAUCUCAACGCUCGCUGCCCCUGGCCGCACUCGACCGUAGAGAACGCCACGUCGUCUCUACUGGCUACUCCCCAACUGCCCAAGGUAGCCUACUUCUGCACGCCUGCAACACACAACAGCGAGGCGCCUACAAAACACAACGCUCUGUGCUCCGGCCGUUCUACCUGGGAGGUCAUCAGACAGUCCAAAGACUUCCGCAACAUGAGGUGGGUGAUACUCAGCACGCACACAAGCGAUUCAAUGGUGCUUAAUAUUCAACGACGCUGGGACUUCGUACGCAAGUCCGUACGCCGCGCCAUCGUCUACGACUUGCCAGACAACGCGCGCGCCGGCGUUAUAGUCUUCAACGAGCGUAGCAAGGAGGUGUCACCGCUCUCCACGCUGGAGAGCGUAUCGGACCUGAGAGAGCGCGUUGGUUCGUCGUUACCAAGGAACCCUUCGUCCGUCCGCGCCAGCCAAGCGUGUAUCGCAUGCGCCUUGCGUGCCGCGGCCGAGCUGCUGCGUACUGGAGGCGAGAGCUCC